Knipowitschia caucasica is the source of this 3432-nucleotide messenger RNA. Lineage: Eukaryota; Metazoa; Chordata; Actinopteri; Gobiiformes; Gobiidae. The record is from the annotation of a GenBank genome assembly.
AUGUCCUGGGACUCUCAAACACACCAGCUCAUCACCGAGCGGGCCAUCCUCAAUGUCACUAUGGAGACACUGCAACAAUUGAGAAAGCAAGAAGGCAUCGAGGAACUGAACAGACUUGGACGAGGUUUUUGGAGGUCUGUGGGGGAGGUGGUCAAGUCCAAUGCAGCCAUGGACUUCCUGAGCUCUACUCGGUCCGACCCAGUGUACCACUUUGACUCGGAGCAGUGGGACGGGGCCAUGGGAGCGCUGAGGCUGGUGUGGACCCAGACCCUGCUCUCCCUGAAGGCCAGAGAGUAUCAGAGGGCGCGGCACAGUCUGGGACAACUGUUUCACUCACUGCAGGACUUCUACAGCCACAGUAACUGGGUGGAGAUGGGACAUCAGGACGUCUACCAUCACCUGCUGCACCCAGAAGAGCCAGCUGUGCCUGUGGCCCAAAUGGAUACUCCCACCUGUAUGGAGUGCUUCAGUCUGACGUGCAGAGAAAACCUCAUGUUCCGUCUGCGUAGGCCUCACAAACACUCACUGCUCACCACAGGAUACUUCAGCACCACGCCUCCCAAACCACACGGUAAAUGCAGUCAUGGAGGAGUGAUGGACAGCAGCAGGUCUCAAGGAGCCAGAGGAGGAAUAAACAAGGACAGCACCUCUCCUCUGUUCUCUCCUCAUCACUACCUCCACACAGACGCAGCCCGAGUCGCCUUUGAGGCCACACUCGCUGUGCUCAGGGACCUGCGAGACACUGUGGGCCACAAGCUCUUCCUCAAUCUGUUGAGUGUGAACCAGGCUCCUGCUCUGGUGUUUGUCCUGGACACGACUGGCAGCAUGUUUGAGGAGAUCACAGCAGCACGUCUCAGAGCUCACUCCAUCAUCUCACAGCGAGCACGCACUCCUCAGCAGCCCGGCACGUUCAUACUGGUGCCUUUUCAUGACCCAGAGGUGGGUCCAGUGACUGAGACCGAUGACCCUCAGGAGUUCAUGCAACACAUGGAGAAUCUUCUGGCUCUGGGAGGAGGAGACGAGCCCGAAAUGUGCCUCUCUGCUGUACAGUUGGCGCUCACUCACAGCCCACCGCUGUCAGAGAUCUUUGUGUUCACUGAUGCUUCUCCCAAAGACGCUCAUCUGUUCGGCUCCGUGAAGGCCCUGGUGCUGGAGAAACAGAGCAAAGUGACAUUUCUGUUGACGGAGGACCCCGCUCAUGUGACUGACAGAGGCAGCAGGAGGAGGAGAGCGGCUGAGGUGCGCUUCUCCCUGUACUCGUCGCUCUCCGCUCUGUCUGGAGGAAUGACCAUCUUCACCUCCAACUCAGACAUCCACAGAGUCUCCGCCAUCGUGGAGGACAACACCGCCACUGACAAAGUGACGCUUCUUCACACAGAGAGCGAAGGGGCGGCGCGGUUGACCCAUUCAUUUCUUGUUGAUGGAUCUUUGAAAAACGUCACACUCCACAUCACAGGCCUCCUCUCUGAAGGCCUCAUUACAAAUCCAUCAGGGCAGAGCCAGUCCCUUCUGCAUGAACACGGGUCCUUGGCAGCAACUGAGCACUAUGAGGGUCUGUACCGAAUCCGCCUGCUCCCCCCAGUGCAGCCGGGACAGUGGCAGCUCCAAACCGAGAGCGAAGAGCACAUCACCUUUAAUGUAAUUGGUGACAGCAGCGUGGACUUUCUGUAUCAUUUUGCCACUGUAGCCAACGAGACUCACCCAGGAUUGGCCAGGAUGGAAGGAAGUCCUAUUGCAGGUGAGCCCGCCUUCCUGGUUCUGGCUGUAACAGGUCUGGCCCAGAAUGCAGAGCUCUCCUUCAGUCACGUGACCUUGGUAGGAGCAGAUGGAGAGAGUGUCCAGAAGGUGGCGCUGAACUCGUCCUCUGUGGCUCCUGCCUUCUCUGUGGAGGAGUUGGUGGGACGGGUGCAGGUUGUUCCCCCAGAGCCCUUCAGUGUCCGGCUCACGGGACGAGAUCGCAGCGGAGCCACCGUGGAGCGAGUGUCCAGUGAGAUGGUUCAACCGACACGCGUCCAGAUACAGGUCUCCUCUGCCCCUCACCUCGUCCCGGGACACAGCACAAUCGUGACAUUUGAGCUUCUGAACCACGGCCUGGCACGGCUCUUCAGUUUAACGGCCGAUGACGACUGUGGCUUUCUCCAAAACAGAGGUCCACACAGAUUCCAUGUUGGUGAACAGGGCAGUUUCAAAGGGCAGGUCGAUCUUUUGACACCUCCGUCAGCUCGUCCUGGAUCCACUGUCACUCUGAGCCUCUCCGUAUGGGACAUGGGCUCUGCUGACUCCAACUACGCUGUGGCCUACCUCACUGUGGUCCCACCUGACCCAGACACAGCACCUCCUACCUGCUCCAUCACACUGGUUCAGUCUUUCUGCACCUCUGUCUGUGCUGAAUCCAAGUGGAGUGCAUCACUGGCCAUUUCCGACAGGGGGCGCUCUGGUUUGGCCUUUAUUCAGCUGCGCAGCGGUAACGGCAUUGUCACCCUUUACCACAAGCCUCCACUGACCGAGGAAGCCCCUCACACACACCAUCAUCAUCUUCAGCACAUGAUGAAGACUCUGAGGAUUGGAGACCCACCGUUCAAUGUGUCUGAGUGGGUCCUGGGACAGUCAGAGAAGCAGCGCCCUCUGUGGGUGGGCUACACGUCGUCCUGCUGCUCCCCGCAUGCAGAGCUGCUGCUGUGGGACGGGGCAGGGAACAUGAAGCGGUGCUUUGUGGAGCACAGACAGCAGAGUCAACCAGAUGACAGCAUAGACAUGAGUGCCAUCUGUCUUGAGUGCAGACGUGGGCUCUCACUGGUGCCUAUGGAGCUGGAUGUGUUGAUUUAUCCUGAUGAGGUGAGAGUCGCAACACCGGAGGACCUCCGAGAAUGGGAGCUCGAGACCGCCAGCCAGGUCUCAAUCCCAACUGUCCGCCUGUUUGUGGCUCUGUACCCAUACAACCCUGCGGCUAUGUCUCCCAACUAUGAAGCUGCUGCAGAGGAGCUGCCGUUCGUCCCAGGCCAGAUCAUCAAGGUUUUUGGUGAUAAAGACUCUGAUGGGUUCUAUCACGGUGAGUCCGGUGGCCUCUCGGGGUUUGUGCCCAGUAACAUGGUGGCUGAAGUACCGCUGGAUGAUGAGUACCUGAAGCACCUACUGCUGCAGCAGGGGUUCAUCCCGGUGGACCAUGCAGGUAUGACGCUGACGCCUGAACCGUGCAGCAGUGUCCUGAGCCUGCCUGAGGACUUGGUGGUGCGACGGAUGGUGGCCAUAUUUGAUUAUGAUCCAUGGGAAAGUUCUCCAAAUAUUGACAGUGAAGAAGAACUCGGCUUUCGAUCUGGGGACAUCAUUUAUGUGUUGGGUGAAAUGGAUCAGGAUGGCUUUUACUUUGGUGAUCUGCAUGGAAGACGAGGUUUGGUCCCAUCCAACUAUUUGCAGCCGCUGCCAUGGGACUAG